CUGAGUCAUCCUGCCCCACACAAUAUUAUUUCAUAAAAACAGUCAUUUCAGCUGAGCUGUGCUGUUAAGAAACUACCUGCAUAUUUGUACAUAAAGAGAGAGAACAGAGGUUUCAUAGGCAACUGUAGCUGUGGCAUUUCCUCCUGUCAGCCACUCAACUUCUCAUCUUUAAUAAUGUGCUUUCAAAAUGGGUUUAGAAGAAUUGUUAUUUUUAAGGUCUUUGUUUUGGGUUGUUUUUUUUUUCCUAGGGUGUUCAGGUAUUAUUUCAGCAUGCUGCUAAAAUUUGCCUGAGGAGUGCACGCCAGAGAAAGGAACUGAUUAUUCUUAGUUAGGAGCUUACAGCUCACCUGAACCUGGAUAAAAUUUCAUGGGGGUAAAGAAAAGUCAUUUCUUUAGCCUGCGGGCUUUCUCCCUGCUGAGUUUCAAAGGUUUGCUGCAAAUAAUGGAAAUGUCAGAGUUUCUCAUAAACUUUGCAAGGAUCUUUUUCAAAGUUCCCCUUAAAAAACAUCCUAUAUUUUCCUGGGAGGGAACUGUCCACUAGAAGUUGGUGUUACCCUUCGGGUUUAUUUUGCACUUCCUUCAAGUCAGUGUUAAUUCAACUUCUCUGUUUCCUUGCAUCUCACGUUUAAUUUAGGGCAUGCUGUGUAGUCCUGAGUAAACUGCUCGUCUCAGCACAUGCUUUUUCUAAGGCUGUUCUGCUCUCCUGAGUUGGUGGUGGCACCCAGAGCUCCCACCGCUUCCCAGAGGGGCUUUGCCCCAGUGCCACCUUGCUGCUUAGGGCUCUGCACGUUGUCCCUCCUGGCACACCAGGUAACCCUCUCACAGCGAGAAGGCUGUGGGAAGGGAGGAAAAGUAUCGGGAACAUCCACACAGGUGAUCCAAGGAGAAUAUCCCAUCAGGCGCCUCUUGCUGGGGAAAUUUUCAGGGAGGAAAGCAGCCUAUCGUCCUCCAAGAUUUUGCACGGAAGGAGUGCCCCAGCUUUAUGGAAGAAAAGGCACGCACCACAGCCCUGGGGUCUGCUUGGGGAAGGGGAAGCAGUGCAGGGCGCUUCUGGGGUCAUGCACACCCAUGCUACCUCUUCUAGAAGGGACUGGCUGCAAGAUCCAUCCCAAAAAACACACUUUCAGGGGGAAAGAGACAUUCUCAAAAUGGAAACACGGAGGAAGCGUGCUUGUGAAUCACUGUAGGCACCGGCAGAAGAAAGAGAGGAGAAAAACAGCAUCACUAACUAGCUGUUUGACAGAGAUUGCCAUUAAAGAGUAGAUGCCGAUCGGCAGCAUCAGGGUGUGCGCUACAGCCAAGUGUCCCUGCUGCAGCCUCUCAAGGCUGCCAAACUUACAGAUCGCAGGACAUCCUCAAGGCAGGGUAGCAGAGAGUGCAAUAACCAGUCACCAAAGUAUGGAUGAAAAAAUUAAGAACAGUUUCUCAGAUGUAGCAUAGGGUUGCUUCACACCACAAAGCAAUAGGAAUGAUCUUAACCCCCUGCAUUUUCAAGAAGCAACACAGCUACGUGACUGGUCUGACUAGAGCAUUUUCCCCUGGGAAGAAGUACAUUCGAUCCCAUAUUGCUGCAAGGUACAUAUCACCUUUCAAUCUGGAAAUAAAAAUUUCAGGCUAUACUGUACCAUUACUGUUCUAGGCAGAACACAUUUUAUUAAUUUAAAUUUUUUUUUUCCACUUUAAGAUUUUUUGGUCCCACCCUCUCUCAAUUCAUUUACAUUAGAAUAAGCCAGGAGCAGCUCAAAAUUAAUAGGAUUAUGCCAAACGUAUGUAAUAUCUAAAUCAGACCCAUUCUAGUUGUCUUUCAGAAAUUUUAGAGCAAUUUCUGGUCACAAACUAAUUUUUGGUUAACCAUAAGCAAUUAGUAUCAGAAACCAUUUUCAGAUUCUAAAUUAAUGUUUUGCUCAAGCGACUCCCACUAAAAUAGAGUAAAUUACCCCUUCACAGCUCUUUCAUAUUUGUCCCUAUCAGCCUAUUCAAGACAUAAAACCAAGGAUGUCUGAUUAGAGCAAGACGUACAUCUUCAUUACAGGGGGCUUAGAUAGUGCAAAGCACAUUUAUAAUAUUUUGUGGCAUUAGCAGAUGUGUUAAAAUCACAUUUUCAGACUGAACCAAAUCCUCUUGAGCUAAUGUAGGUUAUUUCUCUGAAGCUGAGGGUCCCCAUUAGUGUUUUCUUUAAUCUCUCCUGGGAGAAGGACAUAUCCCUGAACAUCAUCUUAGCACUGGUGGGAGAGGGCUUAGCCAACUUGAUGGGAACAGUGAGUUUCCUCACAAAACCGGCUGUAGUCUUUGGCAGCGUGCUGGGGAUGCAGAGAGGCAGAAAAGGGCCCCCGGACAGGGACGCACAUGAUUUCAGUCCCACAGCAUGCUAGCUGCACAUAGGAUAGGCAGCUGGCAUGCAACAUGUACAUCGCAAAUCGCUCUGGUUCCUCCUCCAGCAGCUGCUUCUGCAGGGUAGGGACAGAGUCCUGUUUUCAUCAGAGGGUCCCAGUCCUGACCAGUCUGACACUCACUGGGGCUGGCAGACCAGAGUCCCUGCCUAUGACACCACCUCUAUUACCCUACUUUCAUUUAAAAAAAAAAAACACAAAAAAAACCAAAAACAAAAAACAACCAACAAAAAACCCAAACAAAAAUAUUUUUAAAAAACCCACACAAAGCCCUCAAAGAGGUAUUCCUACCUCCUCCUGACCUCUGAACUCAACAGGACACUGGAGAUAGGGGCCACAGUUUUUCAUACUGUCACCCACGUACUUGCCCCUCGUGGUCUGGCUUUGCAGGUUCGGAUGCACUACACACACAUCCCCCAGUCUCACUCCCAGGGCAACAGGGGUCCCUGCCGAUGGCAAUGGAGGGUCCAACCCUGCUGCAGGCAUGCAGCCAGGUUCUGGCACAGGCAUCAAAUGCUGAAGCCUGCCCAUGGCGGGGUCGGAGCGGGUGUUUCUAGUCCUGCCCAAGUGCCUGGGCUGUGCAUACAGGUGCUGGGGCAGGACGGUAAACUCAUGGCCAGGUUGUGAGCAAGGAAGAGGGAGUUUGGCACUGCAGGAUUGUCACCGCUACUUUACACUCAUGAGGAGCAGAGUUACUGUGACAUUCAGUGUCUGCAUUGGAAAGAUGAACAAACAAAAAAGGAUUUAGCUAACUCUCCCUUCUGAAGAGUCCCUUGCUGCCCACAAGGUCCCAUUGCAACCAGUGCAAGACCCAGAGUACCACACACCAAACUGUUCCUGAGCAAACAUUAGAGUUCUGUAAUUCUGAUGAGAUUCUCCUGUUUCAGUGAAACUAGGAGAUAUGGGCCAGUUGGGAGGAGAUGAUGGGAAAAAAAAAAAAAGAAGGAAAAAAAAAAUUAAAAAAAUAAUAAAAAAGAAAGGAGUAGAGACAUCCCCCGGGGUUCCGGUGAUAGCAUAUUGAAGUUACUGGAAGGACUCCCAUUGAUUGCGGCAUAGUUUGGGUCAGUCCCCCUGAUGCACCAUGGAGAUUCUGCAGUCCUUUGAACUCAGUACUAUUUCAGUGAAUCUAUUAACGUUUGACUGUGUUAAAUGUAUUAUUACAAUAUCGCAUUUGAAAUAGAGUCACUUAUAAUUCAAGACUAUACAGCCUGGGCACAGGAAAAAAAAAAUUGUGGUAUGUGUUCAGUAACAUAUUUGGUGCUGUGCAACCGUUCUAUAGAGUGCAUUUAACUGUGUUUUGUGUAUUAUUCUUAACAUGCAUUCACAGUAGACAGCAAAGCAGCAGUUAUGGGGUAUGCUGUGAAUGCAUAUUAACAGCAGUACACAUUUGCAUAUCAUGGAUCCAUAAUACAAAAUGCGUAGUAAAAUCCUUAUGAAAAGUUAUUAUGCAUGCACAGUAGAGGCUUUUUAAACCUUGAUAUCUCAGCUAUUUUGUUUCUCCACUAUUUAUUUGAAAAUAUUAAAAAGGUCAAAUGAUGGAUUAAGAAUCUGCAAAAAUGUAAUGAUACAACUACAGAGGGAAUCCUUCAACACAAACUAAUUCAUUUAUUUUGUUUUUAGUAGCAGUAUAAAAGCCACUCAAAAAUGGAUUUUAGAAUAAUAUUUGAGUAGUUAAAAAAAAAAACCUACCUACUUCAGCAAUAAAAAAGGACAGAGAAAAUAUUUUUGUAAAAGUGUAUUUUGGAGCCUGGGUGAUAUAACUGGAAAUUUUGAUGGUCCUUCCCGUAACACAAAGCCACUACAAUGUCGACCUUUCCUUCAAUUUCUCGUAGUAUUUUUAGUAUGCAUUGAAACAGGGCUUGGUUUCUCAGGACUUUGCAUAUUUAGAUUAUCGUGCAUUGUAUAAUACUCUGAAUAUGCAAAAUCCUUGAAAAGGUUGACAACCCUUAGGACCUUCCACAAUAUAAAUCUUAAUACAUAAAUUCCUAUUGAGAAUAACGGGAUUCUACCCUCUUCUCUGUUACACACAUUGUAGUAUUUGGGAUAAAAUGGAAUGAAUGUUAGGAAUAGUACAGCUCUUGCCCCUUUUGAACAGUUGCCACUUAAGUUUUAACACCUUUGUCGCUUCAAAUACAUUUGCCUAAAAAAUAAAAUAAAAUAAAAAAGAGGCCUGAGCUCUGUGAAGAAUGAACAACCCAGUGUCUCACUUUUGUAAAAAAAAUGCAGAGUUUGGGGUGAGGUCUUUUUUUCUUUUUUCUUUUUUUUUUACUGAAAAGCUCUAAAAUCAUUGAGCACGUACAUGUACGUGUACAUAACACGCUUUCCACACACACACGUUGUUCUGCUGCUGCCUUAUUUUUUGUCCCCCUCUCUAAUAAAAAAAUGCCCAAACAGAUUUAAAUGAAACUUUGUGAAAACAAAAUAAUUGGAUCGGGGCUGGGAACAUUAAUGCCAAGCUUGGGCCCAACGUGAAUUAAAGCAGAUGAGUUAUAAACCCUUCAAAAACAGGAUUUAUAAUGGAAACACUGACACGGACCCAUAAACAAUAGCAGCUCUUCCAGGGAUUAUUUUAAUACUAAAAGCAUACUCAGUCGCUCACUUUUUUUAAAAUAGAGAUUACUUAGUCACUAAAAAGCGGUGAUACGCGGUUAUAAUGAAAGCAAACUUUAAAAAAAAAAAAAAAUGCUUCUAAGAUGACACAUCGUUCCCCCUGUAACUCUCUUGAUAUCGCUUAUAUGUGACAUGCCACUCCUUAAAUAUAAAAAAAACCCACAAGCCCCAAACACACCAAGGUGGAGUUUGCCAUAAGCUCCAUGGCAAGGCUGAGCUGAGAGGCUUUGUCAGCUUCAUUUAACAGUUUCUUGCCUGUCGAAAGAGACAAAAGGGUUAAGGGAGGAAGAGCAGGGAGUACAGGAGAGGCAGCUGACAGGAGAAACAAGGGCACCAAGGAGAAAGCAGCAGCCAGGGAGGCAAAUGGAAGAGCAGGGGGAGAUUUUUAGGAGGAGGAAGAGCGUGCUUCCAAAGGAAGGAACUCAGUUUUUAAAGACAUUUCGGGGAAGCGUUUGCAAAAAGGCCAGGCAGGCAGACAAAAUUUGGCAGGGGGGCAAACCCUGCGAGCCCCCCCCAGUUACACCAGUGAGCGUCUUGCCCUGCCAGGAGCAGGUGCCCCCCAGUCACAGAGCACAGCAGCGGGGCAAAACGGGGACCCACGAGCCCUGCCACACACUGCCGGAAAAAGGCAUCGUUUGUACUUUGUACGUCCAGUUUCCCACGAAUGGCUCUUUAUGCCUCUCUUCUUUCGGGAAGGUCAAAAACCACCCAGGGAUGCAAGGGGAGGAUUUCUUACAGCCGGCAGAAGGUUUGCUCCUGUUAUCCUGUGCUCUGGGGCAACACGCUGCACUCAGAAAAAAACAACCCUGAACCCCCAAAACAGCCGCCAGCAGCUUCACAUGAAAACUACUUUUUGUGACUGUGCUAUGUGUUAGAGCACGGCAUUACUUCCCCAUUCCUGCCUUCCCUUCCUUGCUUUUUUUUUUUUUUUUUUUUCCCUGGGUACCAGGCGCACCAGAGGGACUCGGAUCAAUACAAGACAGCACUUUUAGUAUAAACAAUACCGUAUUAACAACCACAGGGCAGCCGUACCUGUAGGCAGGGAUAGCACCAAAUGUUGGCACAUCUAUCCGUGCAGCUAGACUGCUAAAAAGAAGCAGCUCCAGUGGAAAUGCACCUACUGUAUGUGAAAUGCUGGUGCAGAUUUUUUUUUUCUUUUUUUCUUUUUUUUUUUUCUAUCAGUCUAACCUUCUGUGUUGAUACAUGAAUGCUGGUACCCACUUACAGGGAUGCCAGAUGAUCAGUGCAGAAUGAAGGUCCCAGGAGAAAGGCUCACGUGGUUUUCUCUGCCCCGUGACGUCACUAGCAGAUGGCAUGGGUACCAGCUCUGGCAGUUGGCAUCAAUGUCACUUUUUAGAGAUCAAUGAGAUAGUGCAGAUAUACACAGAUCUAGACUCCAGGAGACGAUGCGACAUUCAGACUGAAAAGAUUUGGAAGGCAAAAAAUGAAAACUGAUUGUUGAAUGAAAUAAAAAGAUAAGGUAACUUAAGAUUAUAGAACCAUGUUAACACUACCGUUUGAUGAGUCUGUUGUAAUGCCAGAAUCCCAGAUGUGUAGAAAGUUUUCCAGAGAAAGUGAUGACCAAAAGCAAAUGAAGAACCCAGAGAGCUUUUCGAAGCAGAUAGUGCUCCGAGGAAAGAAUAUUAAAAGAUCCCCUGGAGAAGACACAGAAAAAGAGGAGGAGGAGGAAGAGAGAGAAGAGGAGGAUGAGAAUGGCUUGCCCAGGCGAAGGGGCCUUCGGAAAAAAAAGACGAGCAAGAUCAGGAUGGAAAGGAUCAAAUUCAGGCGACAAGAAGCCAACGCUAGAGAGAGGAACAGGAUGCACGGCCUUAACGACGCCCUGGACAAUUUAAGAAAAGUGGUCCCUUGUUAUUCUAAAACACAAAAACUGUCCAAAAUAGAAACUUUAAGACUAGCUAAGAACUACAUUUGGGCUCUUUCUGAAAUCCUGCGAAUUGGCAAGAGACCCGACCUGCUCACCUUCGUCCAAAACUUGUGCAAGGGUCUGUCCCAGCCAACUACAAACUUGGUGGCGGGAUGCCUGCAACUGAAUGCCAGAAGUUUCCUGAUGGGCCAGGCGGGUGAAGGCGCCCAUCACACCCGCUCGCCCUACUCCACCUUCUACCCCCCUUACCACAGCCCCGAGCUCGGUACCCCCCCGGGGCAUGGGACUCUAGACAACUCCAAGUCCAUGAAACCUUACAAUUACUGCAGUGCUUACGAGUCCUUCUAUGAAAGCACUUCCCCAGAGUGCGCCAGCCCACAGUUUGAAGGUCCCUUAAGUCCUCCCCCAAUUAACUAUAAUGGGAUAUUUUCCCUGAAGCAAGAAGAAAGCUUGGACUAUGGCAAAAAUUACAAUUAUGGCAUGCAUUACUGUGCAGUGCCACCCAGGGGUCCCCUUGGGCAGAGCUCUAUGUUCAGGUUGCCUACAGAGAGCCACUUCCCUUACGACUUACAUCUGCGCAGCCAGUCUCUCACCAUGCAAGAUGAAUUAAAUGCAGUUUUUCAUAAUUAAUGAGGAAAAUGAAAAUAAACAGUGGUCAUUCACCUCCCCAUCUAAUUAAGAGCAAGCAGAUGCUUGGGCACUGCGUAAUUGGCACAACUCUAUUUAACGUGUUUACUAGUUCCUAAAGUGUGUUUCAACUAUUGUGGGGAUUUUCUAUGUAUUAAUAAACCCUUUUUCUGAUAAGUAUUUUUCCUUUUGUUUUUUUGUCUGUAAACACUGUGAGAUUCUGUUUCUUCCCAGAGGUUAUUUCCCCCUCCUCCUUUUUUUCUUUUUAUUUCCCUCUUUGCUUGAUUUGUUGAGCAGUGUGUCUGAACAAUAUCGCUGAAAUAAAAGCAUACACACUGUGUAAAGUCAAUGUCUAUUUUGAUUGUACAGUAAUUAUACAAAUGCAUGUUAUUGAAAUCAGAUUAAUAAAAAUGAUGUAUUUAUAAUUGGUAGAAAAUAUAUAUAAUGUAUUUGAGGAGAACUGGAUUAAAAAUAUUCAGAACUUUAAAGAAAUUAUCUCAGAACCGAGAUGGGCUUGCAAUAUGCAGAGGUGAGAGUGCAGCAAUAUCGAAAGCUAUGCAAAAAAAAAAAAAAAAAAAAAAGGCAAACAAAAAAUCAAACCAGUUUUUUGGGUGGUUGUUUUUGGGAAAGCUAAGGAAAACCAGUGAUUGUCACUGACAUUAUUCAGCUUGACCUUUAGAGUGUUGCUGGCAGAGGCCACAUGCUAAUAUUUUAGAAGAUGUUGUCGAAAUUUUGCCUCAGUUAUUUUGACCAUAUAUAAUCAGCACUUUUUUUGUAUUAUUCUGACUUCAGAUGUAAAGGUUUGUUAUAACAAUGUAUAACUGUGGUUUCUCACUGCGUACUUUAAAUGCAAUUAAACAUAGAUGUUUCCACUUUUAAAAUACAUCGAUUAGCUGUGAUACU
Falco peregrinus (peregrine falcon) is the source of this 8415-nucleotide messenger RNA. It is a transcript of the gene NEUROD6, whose product is annotated as neuronal differentiation 6. The transcript is spliced from 2 exons. The record is from RefSeq and is a predicted model, not a curated record. Gene Ontology annotation, molecular function: protein dimerization activity. The coding region runs from base 6502 to 7515 and encodes 337 amino acids. Lineage: Eukaryota; Metazoa; Chordata; Aves; Falconiformes; Falconidae. Gene Ontology annotation, biological process: regulation of DNA-templated transcription; nervous system development.